Panicum virgatum (switchgrass) is the source of this 1477-nucleotide messenger RNA. RefSeq names its product plant cysteine oxidase 2-like. The transcript has 5 exons. Gene Ontology annotation, molecular function: oxidoreductase activity, acting on single donors with incorporation of molecular oxygen, incorporation of two atoms of oxygen. Bases 220 to 1137 code for a protein of 305 amino acids. The record is from RefSeq and is a predicted model, not a curated record. NCBI's taxonomy places the organism in Eukaryota, Viridiplantae, Streptophyta, Magnoliopsida, Poales, Poaceae.
GGUUUCGCUACCCCCACCCCCACCACCUCCUCCUCCUGCUGCUUAUAGUCGCGUGCCGCCGCGCCUUUCCCUGCCCCUUCCCUUCUUCUUCCUCCUGCCGCGUCCUUGUCGCCACCUUCUUUCUCCGAUUCCUCGCUCCUGCUGCUGCUGCUGCCAAAAGAUCGCUUUUUUCGUGGGGUUAUUCCGUUACUGUCGGCCAGUUGGUGCGGUGGGUGAUCCAUGGAGGUGGUUGCUGGGGGAGUCGAGGUGGCGAAGCCCGCCGCCGCGGCCACGGCCGGGGAGCGCGCGGCCAAGCGCCGGCGGGUGGCGCCGGAGACGGGAGCGAGGCGGGCCGGAGGAGGGGUGGCGCGGCGCGGGAGCGGGAGGCGGCGGCGCGUGCAGGCGGACGCGGACGCGGCCGCCGUGCAGCGGCUCUUCCAGGCCUGCCGCGACGUCUUCAGGGGGCCCGGCACCGUGCCCAGGCCCGGCGAGGUCCGCCAGCUCCGCGCCAUGCUCGAUAGGAUGAAGCCGGAAGAUGUCGGCCUAAGCCCGGAUCUCAAGUUCUUCAGGGCUAGAGAUGCUGCUCAAGGAACCCCCACAAUUACACACACGACAAUAUACAAAUGCCCAAAUUUUUCGAUGGUUAUCUUAUUUUUGCCGCGGAAUGCGGUCAUCCCUCUCCACAAUCACCCUGGAAUGACGGUGUUCAGCAAGCUGCUCCUCGGGUCUAUGCAUAUAAAGUCGUAUGACUGGGUUGAUCCUGAUUCUAUCCCGUCAGUGAGCAGCUGUUCAUCGUCAGCUGAUGAUCAAUUGAGAUUGGCAAAACUGGUGGUCGAUGAUGCUUUUACGGCGCCGUGUGAUACCUCAGUUCUAUAUCCGACGACUGGAGGAAACAUGCAUCGAUUUACUGCCAAUGCGCCUUGCGCGAUCCUCGACAUUCUUGGGCCCCCGUACUCCAUAGAAGAGGACAGGGAUUGCACAUACUACAGCGAUAUUCCAUACACACAACAUUCGACGGCAGACGGCACCCGUGACCGUGACCUCAACAACGUUGAGCAAGAUCAAGGCCGUCUGGCAUGGCUGAAGGAGAUCGACAUGCCGAGGGAGCUGAAGAUGUGCAGCGUCCACUACGGCGGCCCGCCGAUCUCUGACAAGUGACACCGGGCGUCGGCAUGAACGAAGGCCUACUCGAUCUCUCCUGCUGUAGUUGUCCUGUACUUAACUGAAUGAUGUGCAACUGAUCAUGGCUGGAUCGGAUCGUCGUCUAACCUUGUGAAUAGCACUAGCAGCAAGCCAUAAGCCUUGACAGACUGACUUCCACCAGUUGGCCAGAGAUAGAAUGCUUGCUUGCUUGGGUGCACGCGGCGUUGUUGUUGUUAGGUGUUUUUAUUUCGGUCUUUAUUUCUUUCUUUUCUUUUUUUUAAAGAAAAUGGAUGCUUCCUGUUUUUGGUUCAUAAUUCUAAUGCAUUGAUCAUCCAUAGUUUUCAUUUCGUUUCUA